UGAAUUGCUGCAGAGAGGACAAGCUGUGGUUUAGUUCGGAGUUAGCUUAGCACCAGAUGCUGUUGACACAGYAAGACACAGAAAGGAGGCGCUGAAACUCCCACGAAGCUUGUAAAAAAUGAAGUUCGUUCGUUUUAUUAUGAAAAACGCCGCUCUGGCCAAUGCGCCGAAGCACAUCGAACAUUUCUCUAAAUUUUCUCCGUCGCCGCUUUCCAUGAAGCAGUUUCUGGAUUUCGGCUCCAUAAACGCCUGCGAGAAGACCUCCUUUGUUUUUCUGAGGCAGGAACUCCCUGUGAGACUCUCAAACAUCAUGAAGGAGAUCAACCUCCUGCCUGACAAAGUGCUGCUGACCCCUUCGGUGCAGAUGGUGCAGAGAUGGUACAGUCAGAGUUUGAUGGAGAUCCUCCACUUCCUAGACAAGAAUCCAGACGACCACAAAGUGCUUUCAGAGUUCGUCGAUGCCUUGGUCACCAUCAGGAACCGACACAACGACGUGGUGCCAACCAUGGCGCAGGGCAUCAUCGAAUACAAAGAGAACUUUCCCCAGGACGUCGUCACCAACCAGAACAUCCAGUACUUCCUGGAUCGGUUCUACAUGAGCCGCAUCUCCAUCCGAAUGCUCAUCAACCAACAUACUCUUGUUUUCGACGGAACGACCAACCCGGUCCACCCCAACACCAUCGGAAGCAUCGACUCUCAGUGCCAAGUGGGAGAUGUAGUCCAGGAUGCGUACUGUAGUGCCAAGAUGUUGUGUGAACAGUACUACUUACGCUCCCCUGAUUUGGUCCUACAGGAAAUGAACCACAAGAAGAAGAAUCAUCCAAUCACCAUCGUGUAUGUGCCCUCUCACCUCUAUCACAUGCUGUUUGAGCURUUCAAGAACGCCAUGAGAGCGACCAUCGAGACGCACGACUGCAGCAACAACCUCCCGCCCAUCAAAGUCCUGGUGUCUCUGGGCGGCGAGGACAUGUCAAUCAAGGUGAGCGACAGGGGUGGCGGCGUCCCUUUCCGCAAGAUCGAGAAGCUGUUCAGCUACAUGUACUCCACAGCUCCAGCUCCUCAGAUAGGAGACCACUCCAGGACCCCACUGGCGGGUUUCGGCUACGGUCUUCCCAUCUCUCGUCUCUACGCCAAAUACUUCCAGGGCGACCUGCAGCUCUACUCCAUGGAGGCCUUCGGCACAGACGCRGUCAUCUACCUGAAGGCUCUGUCCACGGACUCCAUCGAAAGGCUGCCGGUCUACAACAAAACCGCUCUGAGGAACUACAAAAUGAGCCACGAGGCUGACGACUGGUGCAUUCCCAGUAAAGAACCGCUGGACCUGCGGAACUUCAAGACGGCUUAGAGAGGAUCUCUGCAGGCGCCAAACUGARGCGUCACCGCUUUUAAAAAAAAAAAUCAAAACGCGACGCGGAUCCUCCAGAAAACGUCCCUGUGUUCCCACGCUGUCGUCUGCAUCUACCGACCAGAGCAGAUUUCAGCCUUUCAGCUURGGACACUUUAUUUUGGGCUUUAUUUAGUAGCUAAAUAGACAAAAGGAUGCUCGGAUGAAGCAGUCUGACUCUUGCUGAAAUACUGAAGGAGGAGUGAGCGGAGUCAUGUGCAGGUAGGGUAGAGACGGAGGAGGCGGCGCCCUGCGUGUUACGGGUGUUAGAAAAGAAAAAAAAACGGGGCGGAGCCAUAAAACGAAGAGAGGAAGUUGUGAGACAUUCAGUGGUUCUGAGGUGUUCAAUAAACAGGAGCCCCUGCAAACCCACCCAAAUGCAGGUGUUCAUUGGAAUACUUGAARUAUUAUCAAAUCAAAUAUUUGCACCUAGUUCAAUUUUACAGUACUGUAACUGUUUUGGUUGGAAAAUUUUGGCUUUUCUUUGCAUGAAUCUGUGCAUUUCUUUAUGAUUUCUGCCUUUUAGAAACAAAAAAAACUGAAAUAGUUGUCAGUUUUCUGGACCAGGCUGAGUGUUUUMGGGCAUUUCUGUGUUUGGAGGAAAUGUGGGUUAUGUUCUGGAGGCUGCAGCUCCACGCGGACCUGAGUUUGUCGGAGCUUGACGAGCUGUAAGUGUUUGUCAGCCUCGUGUGGAGGAUGACUCUAAGUGUUACGAAGCCUGAGGGAGAGAGUGGCUCAACAAGGCCAGUUUCUGUUUUUGUGUUUGUUUUUUACUCUGUGCCAAAUGAAUGUCCUGGGUCCAGAUGUGUUCAGAACAAGCAGCGUCUUUUGUGUUUAUCUGCAGCCCACGGAUAAAAAAAAGGUUAUUUUUAUA
Messenger RNA from Austrofundulus limnaeus, 2258 nucleotides. It is a transcript of the gene pdk2a, whose product is annotated as pyruvate dehydrogenase kinase 2a. Gene Ontology annotation, biological process: regulation of glucose metabolic process; protein phosphorylation. Lineage: Eukaryota; Metazoa; Chordata; Actinopteri; Cyprinodontiformes; Rivulidae. The record is from RefSeq and is a predicted model, not a curated record. Gene Ontology annotation, cellular component: mitochondrion. Gene Ontology annotation, molecular function: pyruvate dehydrogenase (acetyl-transferring) kinase activity.